Akanthomyces muscarius is the source of this 1560-nucleotide messenger RNA. RefSeq lists its product as uncharacterized. Gene Ontology annotation, cellular component: membrane. Bases 1 to 1560 code for a protein of 519 amino acids. The transcript has 2 exons. Gene Ontology annotation, molecular function: magnesium ion transmembrane transporter activity. Lineage: Eukaryota; Fungi; Ascomycota; Sordariomycetes; Hypocreales; Cordycipitaceae. The record is from RefSeq and is a predicted model, not a curated record. Gene Ontology annotation, biological process: magnesium ion transport.
AUGAAGCCGUUCGGCGGCAUCUCCCCUGGCGGGAGCAUUGCUCUGGGAAUCAUUGUUGGCCUCAUGUCGACUAGUGUGCAGAGCCUGGGACUGACUUUGCAGCGCAAAUCGCACAUCCUCGAAGACGAAAAGGGCCCGCACGAUGUCCGACGUCCGCCCUACCGACGACGGCGCUGGCAGGUCGGCAUGGGCAUGUUCAUCGUCGCCAACAUCUUGGGCAGCUCGGUGCAAAUAUCGACACUGCCUCUACCGGUGCUCUCGACGCUUCAGGCCGCGGGGCUUGUCUUCAACUCCAUAUGCGCUACCCUGAUCCUCAGCGAGCCCUUUACGCGCUGGUCCCUCGCCGGCACCUCGCUCGUCACCACCGGCGCCAUCCUAAUAGCCGUGUUUGGCGCUAUACCGUCGCCGGCCCAUAACCUGGACGAGCUGCUGGUUCUCCUAGCGCGCAAGCCAUUUAUUGUGUGGAUGGCCCUGCAGGCCCUGUUUGUGGUGGCACUCGCGGUGGCCACCGAUGUGACGAACAGAAUAUCCAGCAUAUCCCACAGCUCCCGGUUUCGGCUCAUCCGAGGCAUCUCGUAUGGUGUCAUUAGCGGCGAUCUGUCAGCGCACGCGCUUCUUUUUGCCAAGUCGGCCGUCGAGCUCGUCAUCAAGACUGUCGCUGGCAAAAACCAGUUCAUCUACUGGCAGGCCUGGGCCAUAGUAAUGGCCCUCGUCUCGCUCGCUCUCUGUCAGCUGUAUUAUCUACACCGGGGUCUCAAGCUGGUAUCGACUUCGGUCUUGUACCCCCUCGUGUUUUGCGUUUACAACAUCGUUGCCAUAUUGGACGGCUUGAUAUACUUUAACCAGACAAGCCUCAUCUCGCCGUUACAGGCUUGCAUCAUCAGCUUGGGUACGGUGAUUUUGCUGAGUGGCGUGCUUGCGCUGUCUUGGCGUCUCAGUGAUGAGCAGCAUGCCCCUGGCGUGGGGCAGUCGACGUUGGCGCCAGGCCUAGGGAUGGUGGAAGACACGGAAGGCGAAGAGGAGUCACUCCUCAGCGGAGAGGCGUCUGCUGAAUCCGAAGAGGCGUUCCCUGGUUACAACACCUUUGGAAGCAGUGAAACAACCGCCAUGACGCCAACCAAAAAGACUUUUCGAUGGGCAGAAGACGCCGAGAUCUGGGGCGAACUGGAAGACCAGGAGGAUGUCAACUCGCCCGCGGGCCGUCUGCGGGCGAACACCAUGCCGGGCCUGAGCGAGUCUUCAAGUCUGUUGCCCGGCCCCCGCAGAACCGUCAGCGGCGCGACAACGAUCCCGGAAGAAGGCAGCACACACUCGGACGCGGUGAGACCACGGCUCGCACGGCGGCGGCGCAGGAGCACCGGCUUUCCCGGGCUCGUCGCGCGACGCAACCUCAAGAAGCGAGAUUCCUUCCUCGCCGAGUCGGUCAGCAACAUGCUGUCACUUUCGUGGUGGAAAAAGAGCGGCAGGCGGAGCUCUACGCACAGCGCGCCGCCUGUCGAGCCGUCCACGCUGCGGCAGACCAGCACACCAACAGGACGAAGCAACGAUUCGCCAGUAUAA